AUGCGGGGCGGGGCAAUGAAGGCCCUGCGGCGAUCCAGCACCUCCUCGGCGCCGUCGCCGAGGGUGCCGUCUUCCCCGCGGUCGUACUCGUGGAUCCACCGCAGGUCGCUCCCCGUUACCUCGUCGGCCUCGCCGGCGACGUCCUCUUUGUCUGCUUCGGCGAAUUCGGCCGCGGAGGGUUCGGAUUCAGCGCCAGCGUCAGUGGUGGCAGCUUCCUCGUCGCCCUCGCUGGCUCCUUCGUCUCCGAACAUGGACCGGGGUGGAAUUAAAUCUCCAUGGUCUCGAAGAAAAAGGAAACGAGCACUUACUUGUCAACACUGGAAUCGUCUAUUUUCAGCAAAUGGGAAGCUUCGUGAUGGGGGAAGAGAGUUUCUAAAGAAGGUUCGCAGUGGGGGGAUUGAACCGGGCAUAAGGGCUGAAGUUUGGCCAUUUCUGCUUGGAGUCUAUGAUUUGAACAGCUCUGAAGAGGACAGGGAUACUAUCAAGAUAAAGAAAAGGAAAGAAUAUGAAAAACUGAGGCGACAGUGCCACCGCGUUCUGCAUUGUAAUAGAGGAAAUGGCCUGAAUGUUAUAAAUGAGUUCAUGAAUGAGGACUUUUCUGAUGGGGCUGAAGGUUCAGAGUCACCAUAUUCAAAUGGUGUUAGUAAGAGGGCUUGUGUGAUGCCCAAAGAAUUGAAAUCUUUAGGCAGUAAGGCAGAAGAAUCAGAGAGUUCUAACUGGGAUGCUGUGGAAUGCAUAGAUGAAGAUACAAGUGAGUUAACUUAUGUUGAUCCAUGUAUGGUAGAAUCAGAAUCUUCUGAAUCUGAGUCUUCCUGUGAAGAGGACCCUGAUAGAACACCCGUGUCUACCAAUAUGGAAGAGAACUGUGAUCCCAAACCAAAAUUUGUCCGGACCGCUUCAUCUAAGUCAGACAUUUUUAUUUCAGACAGAACUCCUGAGGAUUUUGCCUCAUGGCAGCGCAUUAUACGUGUUGAUGCUAUUCGAGCAAAUACAGAAUGGGUUCUAUUUGCCCGUAACCAGGCUGAAGUCUCUAAAGAGAAAGCACUGCAGUCUGCAAUAUCUGUUGGGUUGAAAGAUUUUGACCACUUGGAGCCUUACAUGAUUUAUCAUGCUGCACGAUUAGUUGCACUGCUUGAGGCAUAUGCACUCUAUGAUCCAGAGAUAGGGUACUGUCAAGGAAUGAGCGAUCUCUUGUCACCAAUAAUUGCAGUCAUGGAGGAAGAUCAUGAAGCAUUUUGGUGCUUUGUGGGUUUCAUGAAGAAAGCCAGACACAACUUCAGGCUUGAUGAGGUUGGAAUAAGAAGACAGCUGAAAACCGUCUCGCAGAUCAUCAAGCGCAAGGACUCGCACCUCUAUAGGCAUCUGCAGAAACUUCAGGCCGAAGACUGCUUCUUUCUGUACCGAAUGGUGGUGGUUCUCUUCAGGAGGGAGCUCACUUUUGAGCAGACUAUGUGUCUGUGGGAGGUUAUGUGGGCUGACCAGGCCGCAAUUCGAGCUGGGAUUGGAAGGUCCACUUGGGCAAGGAUAAGGCUUCAUGCCCCGCCAACAGAUGACUUGCUGCUCUAUGCUAUCGCAGCCUGUGUCUUGCAGAGGAGGAAACUCAUAAUCGAGAAGUACAGCAGCAUGGAUGAGAUACUGCGGGAGUGUAAUAGCAUGGCGGGGCAGCUAGAUGUUUGGAAGCUCCUAGAUGAUGCACACCACUUGGUUGUUGACCUUCAUGACAAAAUCUGA
Molecule: messenger RNA, 1731 nt
Organism: Miscanthus lutarioriparius
Lineage: Eukaryota; Viridiplantae; Streptophyta; Magnoliopsida; Poales; Poaceae
Source: the annotation of a GenBank genome assembly